AUGGCUGUUAUCGACCACACUGCCCAGCUCGCCCACUUCUUUUCCCAGUUGAGGUAUGACGACCUCCCUGAGCAGGUUGUUGAGCAGGCGAAACGGGGGAUUCUCAACAGCCUGGGUUGCGCAUUGGGCUCCUCAGAAACCUCGUCAGCGCAGAAAGUCUUUUCCUUGAUCAACCAGGCUGAUCAAGCAACUCUCCUUGGCAGAGUCGACCGGGCAAGUGUGGAAGAUGCUACAUUGCUCAACGGCGUUGCCCUGACAGCAGCCGAUUAUGACGAUACGCACCUUCGAACUGUGAUUCACCCUUCCGGAACGCCCCUUGCGGCUCUUUUCUCAUGGGCAGAGAACCGUCAUCUGUCUGGCAAAGAGUUCUUGCUUGCUUUUGUCUGCGGAGUUGAAGCGCAAUGCGCGGUGGGAAAUGCGAUAUCGCCGGGGCAUUAUCGGGAUGGAUGGCAUAUCACUGGGACGACUGGAUCGUUUGGCGCAGCUGCUGCGGUUGCAAAGACACUAGAUCUUGAUUCACAUCGAUUCGCAGCGGCACUCGGACAUGCAUGCAGCAUGGCAGGGGGAAUCCGGGCAAUGUUUGGGACGGAUACGAAGACAUUGCACAUGGGGAGAGCUGCGCAAAACGGCAUUCUUGCAGCAAACCUAGCAUUGCAUGGAUUUGAAAGCUGCACAAGGUCCAUUGAAUCAUGGGCAAAGUUGGUAUCGCCAACGGUUAAUGAACAGCUGAUAUCGAUACUUGCACAAGAUGGGAAAUGGCAGAUCCUGCAGAACACUUUCAAGCCGUAUCCCUGCGGAAUUGUCAUACAUCCACUUAUUGAUGGCUGUUUGGAAGCCUUUGCAGACGACAAAGCUAUCGCUGAGAAGCUGGAUACUGUUGACGUCCUCGUGAAUCCCCAAUGCAUUCGGUUGUGCUCAAUCAAGCAUCCCAAAUCCGGUUUGGAAGCCAUUUUCUCAUUAUAUCACGGAUGCGCAGUUGCACUAGUUCGAGGCCAUGCUGGACCAUCGCAAUUCACAGAUCAGGCUUGCAACGAUGCCGCGAUUACAUCUGUCAGAGACAAGGUCAAGGUUGCAACGAAUGAAGCAAUUCAUGAUGAUGAAGCAUAUUUGACUUUCCGAUAUCGUUGCGGCGCGCCUCAGGAGAAGAAGAUCCAUGUUCAGCACGCCACCGGCUGUUUGACAAGACCUAUGACAAAGCUGAGUCUCGAGGAGAAGUUCCUAGAUCAAGCAGUACCAAUUAUCGGAAAGCAAAGAGCUCAAAUGGCGAUGGAAGCAUCCUGGAAUCUUGAAAACGUCGGGGACAUUGCGGAUUUUGCUCGUUUAUUCAGUUUGCUGCACCAAAGUUAA
Messenger RNA from Cladophialophora psammophila CBS 110553, 1347 nucleotides. RefSeq lists its product as uncharacterized. Lineage: Eukaryota; Fungi; Ascomycota; Eurotiomycetes; Chaetothyriales; Herpotrichiellaceae. The record is from RefSeq and is a predicted model, not a curated record. Gene Ontology annotation, molecular function: lyase activity. The transcript has 2 exons. The coding region runs from base 1 to 1347 and encodes 448 amino acids.